UCAAGAUUCAGCCUUUGCUGUGCACACAUCGUGAACCAUGUUGCUGCAUUUGUUGUUGGUGGCCAACAUAGGCUGGUUAGUCCUUGUUGCUGGCCAAAAUGAAAUCCCAACAGUACCCUGUUACGGCUCUGAUUGCUUGGUAACCGAACUAACAACGGAAAUGACCACUUCGCCGACAACAGAAAGUACCACGACGCCCACCACCACACCUCGUCCAGCUGGCAUUCAACGAACGGUGGUAGUUAUCUAUAAGGUAACCGAACUUGGACAAGACAUGUUUAUCCAAGGUGGAGUUAAUAAAGAAACUGUUCGACCAAGUUGCGCCACUGACGUUAGCGCCGAAACUUCGCAAUGCUCCAUUUCCAUUAAUGCAACUGCUUUGGGCACUGGAACACACUGGGCGAAAUACGACGCGUGGAGAGUAGGCGACACCAAAUUGGACUGGUUUGGAGUUCAGCCAGGCCAGGGAAUUUACCAAACUUACGUCGCCUACGGUACACCAUUGGCCUGGACAACCAACGUACCUGGUACAAAUGGAUAUCAACAACUAAAUACAUGGGGACCUAAUAAUUGGAUGGUGGAUUUUCAGAUGAAUUGUGAUGAGACAGAAAACGGAUGGUUCGAUGUCCAUGCAUACCUCACUCUUUAUGGAACUGGGUAUGAGCCGGACAUCCAACAAUCAGUGUGCAGUGGCACAGGAAGUGAUGUGGCUCCACCAUACAUCAGUAACAAAAAUCACGUAGCCUGCUGUGGUUACAUCAACAGAUUCAAUUUCGGAACUGGUGGUUGUGAGAUUAACGGAUUCCCAUAAUUCUGUAACCUUAAAUGUCUACAUAUUUCAUUAUGUGGACUUGCAUU
Messenger RNA from Daphnia carinata, 858 nucleotides. RefSeq names its product alpha-amylase-like. Bases 38 to 811 code for a protein of 257 amino acids. Lineage: Eukaryota; Metazoa; Arthropoda; Branchiopoda; Diplostraca; Daphniidae. The transcript has 5 exons. The record is from RefSeq and is a predicted model, not a curated record.